Messenger RNA from Anopheles gambiae (African malaria mosquito), 1640 nucleotides. Its product is annotated as cytochrome P450 4d2. Gene Ontology annotation, molecular function: iron ion binding; monooxygenase activity; heme binding. The transcript is spliced from 2 exons. Bases 68 to 1603 code for a protein of 511 amino acids. The record is from RefSeq and is a predicted model, not a curated record. NCBI's taxonomy places the organism in Eukaryota, Metazoa, Arthropoda, Insecta, Diptera, Culicidae.
UGAUCUGUUUUCGCUGUUUCCCCCUUUCUCUUCUCCAAACUCGCAUUUAAAGGUGUUUGUGAUCGUGAUGUUUUUAGUUCUUUUGAGUAUAUGUCUGGGCACUGCCCUUGCCUGGAUGAUCGUUACCAUCUUGCGGAACCGUGCCACUGUGUUGAUGCUUCAAAAACGACUUCCCAACUUUAAAGUUGUACCUGCGAUCCCGGUGUUUGGUUUGACUUAUCACUUCAAGGAUCUGAGUGCCGAAGGAUUAUUUACUACCUUCAUUGGACUCCAUAAACUGUAUGGCAAAACCCUUAUUACGCAGAGCCUGUUCAACUUGCCUUCACUGCAUGUCAGCGAUGCCAAGGUGAUUGGGCAGAUCAUGCAAGCGCGUACGGUCGAAAAGACGAUCGUUUACGACUUCAUGACUCCCUGGCUUGGAACGGGACUGAUCGUAUCGACCGGAUCGAAGUGGACCCAGCGUAGAAAGAUCAUAACGCCAGCGUUUCAUUUCAAAAUACUGGAGGAUUUCCUUGUCAUCAUGAACCACCAGUCGGAUGUGCUGAUCGAGAAGCUGAAGACGAGUGCAAAUGGUAUGGAUUGUAAUAUUUACAACCACGUGACGUACUGCGCACUGGACAUCAUCUCCGAAUCUGCAAUGAGUGUCAAGCUCAACACGCAACAGCAUCCGAACUCAGAAUACGUCCUGGCAGUGAAAGAAAUGACUGAUAUUAUCCUGAAGCGUCUAUUCUCGCUUUUUCGCGAAUACAAAUGGGCAUUCCAGUUUACCAAAGCCCAUCGCCGUCAACGAGAACUGGUGAAAGUGAUACACGAUUUUGCCUAUAAAGUAAUCAGCGAUCGUAAGAAGCAACUGUAUUCCGACGCUCAAGAACAGCAGCGAGCUCAGAAACAACUUGCCGAAGAGGACGUCUAUGGGAAGCGUCGGAUGACUCUAUUGGACCUCCUACUGAACGUUACCAUGGACGGUAAACCGCUGUCCGAUUCAGAAAUUCGGGAAGAAGUAGAUACGUUCAUGUUUACUGGUCAUGACUCGACUACCUCCAGUAUCAGCUUUACCGCGUACCAUCUCUCUCGCGACGCUUCUAUCCAACAGCGUGUGUACGACGAGAUUCUAGCCAUUGUGGGACCGGAUGCCAAAACUGUAGAGCUUACCUACGGCACACUGCAGAAACUGAAGUAUCUUGAGAUGGUGAUCAAGGAAACACUUCGCAUCAACCCUCCUGUACCGGUCAUAGGGCGUCGAUCGGCCGGUGACAUGGUGAUUGAUGGAGUGACCAUUCCAAAGGGACUCGAUUUCUUUUUAGUGAUCUACUCGCUGCACAAUGAUCCGGAACUGUAUCCCGAACCGACUCGUUUCGAUCCGGAACGGUUCGGCGAGGAAGCCUCGGUCAAGCGACCGCCAUACAGCUACAUGCCAUUUAGUGCGGGCUCACGGAACUGUAUUGGACAGCGGUACGCGAUGCUUGAGGUGAAAACUGUGCUCGUGAAGCUGCUGGCCAACUAUCAGUUGUUACCGUGCGAAGCAAGCAAUCAGCUGCGACUCAAAGCCGAUAUGACACUGAAACCGGUGAACGGUGUGUUUGUGAAGCUCGUCCGUAGAUAAGAAAUCGUUCAAACCAAUAAAAUAAUAUACGUAAGAA